Molecule: messenger RNA, 2456 nt
Organism: Camelina sativa (false flax)
Lineage: Eukaryota; Viridiplantae; Streptophyta; Magnoliopsida; Brassicales; Brassicaceae
Source: RefSeq, a predicted model, not a curated record
UAAUUUCUAUAAAUUAACUUCAGUACAUAGAUAACAUGGCGACUCCGAUUGUUAGGGCGACUGCGAUGUUUAGGGCUUCGAUCUGAGAUAGUCGAUUCCGGCGGAGAGGGGAGAGGAUUGAGGGAAGGUCUCUCGAUUGCUCUCGAUGGUUGUAGAAUACGAAAUUGGACGGCUGUUCGAUUUCGGUAUCUCGAGAGAUAUGGUCAGUUAAUUUCAGAUCCGGCUCCAUGUGGGGGAUCUGCGGGUUUUUGGGUUUUGCGAAUAAGGACUCAGAGAGUUUUAAUGGGAAAGGAUACAUGGAUCCAUGAGGAUGGGUGUGUAAUGAUGCGAUUAUCAGGUAUAUCUGGAUGGAUUCGCGUCCCAGGUCGGUUGAUUUUGGAAUUUCCUUUUGUGGAUUUUUGGAUUGAUACGUAUCUCGAGUUGAUCCUGAGUGUUUAUGUGAUCUUUGCUAUCGAGGAUAUGAUUUUGGCUAGUGGCGAUACGAUUCUUCAGUCAUUGGGUAAUGGGAUCUUCUUUCUUUGUCUAUGGUGGUUGUUGUGGAAGAGAAUAUUUGGUUUUUUACAUUUACGGGAUGUUUUGGAAGCUACGAAGAUAUGGUUUCUGAUUUCUCUCUGAUUGGUGAUCUUGGUUUGUGAUCGUAUAUUAAGUUGGUAUUACUUUAUUCGUUCUCAAUUACUGGUGGGUUUGCUGGGGUACCAUUGCCGGAGCUUUCUCGUUUGCGCUUCAACGUUCAUCUUCGUCAACGUGUUUGAGUUUCAUCAUGGCUCAAUUGACACUUAACAAAGGCAAGGCGGCUAUUGGCCAUACUAAGGUUGUCAAGAUUUCGAGUUCUGUCUUGGCUCAGCGUAUUCAACAAUUUUCUCUUACCCUGAUUGGAAGGUUAAUGAAUCCAGCAGUUCAGAGGAUGGAGUCUUUGAUUGCUAAUCUGCCUAAGAUUUGGAAGUUGGAAGCUAAAGUUUUGGGAGCAGACUUGGGGCAGGAUACCUUCCAGUUCAACUUCGAGGAAGAAGCGGAUCUUCAGGAAGUCUUGCUCAAUGGUCCUUAUCAUUGUGAUGGCUGGAUGAUCUCAUUGGUACGUUGGGAACCUAUCGUUUCUGACUCUUAUCCCUUGGCUACCAGUUUCUGGGUGAAGGUGGGUGGAAUCCCAAUGCAUCUGUGGGAGUUAGCGACGUUAGAAGCUAUAGGGAAGAAGGUUGGUAGAAUUAAGGAGUUAGAUGAGGAUACGGGUAGCAUUUGUGUUACUGUGAACGGUUUCAAUCCUUUACUUUUCCACUUGGUGGUCCCUUUUGAUACAGGUGAUGAGGUGGUGGUAUCUAUUGAGUAUGAGAAGCUUUCUGGUUACUGUAAGCACUGUUUCCGUUUAACACAUGAUGUGUUGGUCUGUCUUGUGCUGAAAAAUGCUCAAGCUAGUCGAGGUAUGGUCAAACUUGCCGAUAAGAGGGGUGUUCAGCGACAGCAGGGUGUGGUUAUACAAGGUUCUGCUCAACAUGAUGGUGGGUGGGAGAAACCAAGGAAACAUGUGAAGCGUGCUUUGGAUUUUCAACCUGAGUAGGCCAACGAGAGGAGACAACCUCAGUUUCGGGGUGGUGACUCUAGUUCUCCGGCUUUCCUCUGCAAGUGAGGAAUCAAGGCCAUGCUUGGGGACAAAAGACGAGAUAUCACAGCAGUGGGUCAGGAUCUAACUUGGGCUUCGAUCCCUCUGGUUCGCAGGUGAUUAGAGGUGACAUGGUGGAUCACUUCUCUGGUGUACCCCAAUAGAGGAAGGGUAUUCGACCGGUGUGACCAAAACCAUUGUAUAAGGUCAAGCAGGCUUCUGGUGAGAAAGGAAAUCAACACCCUGCUCAUGAUGGUGAUUCCUCUGUGAUGGUCGAGGACAAUCCCGUGAAGGUAUCCGUAGAGAAUGGUUCAGGUGGGGGGGAUGAGGAUCUUUAGGAUCAGUGUUUUAAUGAGAGCACUGAUGAUUUGCUGGAGGAUGGGGAGUUUGAAGACAACACUAAUCUUGAGGAUUCAAGGUUAGAGUCGGAUUUAAUGCUUAAGGAUGGCACUGAGUCGGGUGUAGAUGCGGAGGGUAAUUCUAUCCAAGGUAAAGGCAUUAAACAGGGGGUGUGUGGGAAAGCAAGGUCAAAAGGCAAAAGAUGGCAUUUCUGUUGGUGGCGGAAGUUGUCCUUUUAAGAAAGGGAUGGUGGCUCUCCUGAAACCACCACGUGAAGGUUCUAAGCUGGAGCUGUCAGGGUAUUGGGGCUGAUCUGACAGAGAAUUAUUUGGGUGAUUUGUGGAGGAAGCAUCGACCAUAUAUUUUAUUUUUAUCAGAGACAAAGAAAUGUUUUUUUUAUUUACAAAAAUUUCAAAAUAAGUUUGGUUAUAAAAAAUUGUUUACUGUUGAACCCCGCGGGGUCAGUGGUGGUUUGGCUUUAUUUUUCAAGGAUGAAAUAAAUCUUUCUAUUAUCUUUGAUAAU